UUAGCAUCAAAGGCAGAGAAUUUUGAUGUUCAAAUUCCAAAACGGAGGCCGAAAAAUUAAGAAUGAUUUUAAUCAAAUCGCCAGCCCUUUGCUUCCACCAACUCUGUCACAUCCCUGAUUAAAUAUUUAAAUCAUGGUUUGUACUGUUCUUGCUGGAUUCAGAGUGAUGUUAGUCUUCUUUUUUAACUUCAAGCCUGGAUGCGUCUAAUCCUUUAAGCUCACAGUCGACAAAUUUUUUUGAAAUUUUGGGACUGAAUGUGGAUAAACUCUUAGUGGCCACAUGCCAGCCAUUUCAAUGAAAUUUCUUCACUUUUGAUACUAAUCCCCACCUAAAUGGCUUCGGAUUGGUUGUUCAAAUCGUCGCCGUUGAAAUUUCUUCUUUGAAUUUGGGUAUUCUUCUUCAUCAGCUUUUCAGGUCAGGCUGUAUUUCUGUUCAGAGAGAUCUUGAUAUGGGUGGAAAUUGCAGGACGUUUGUUGGGUUUCUUCUGUUCUUCGUCAUUUCAUUCUUCCUCUGUUCUUCUCCUUUGUUUUGUGACGCUGCGAGUUCAAUCACAAGGGGCACAGGUUUAAGAGACAGUAAUAACGAGACCCUCAUAUCCGAAAAUGAGUCCUACGAGCUGGGUUUCUUCAGCCCCAUAAAUUCUUCAUCACGAUACGUUGGUAUAUGGUAUCACAAGAUCCCGGAACAGUCUGUUAUUUGGGUUGCAAAUAGGGACCAGCCACUUCUGAAUAGAGAUGGGGUUUUGAAGAUCGGAGACGAUGGGAACUUGGUCAUUCUGGACGGCAACAACGUCUCUGUUUGGACAAGCAAUAUCACAGCGAAUGCGUCUGAUCUGAGGAACUUAACUCUGGGUAAAAAUGGAGAAUUGAUUCUCUCGACCCACGACGAGCCGUCGAAAGUCCAUUGGAGCAGCUUCGGACACCCUACAGAUACAUUUCUUCCGAACAUGGUGGUGAAAGUGAACUCUGAUUUGGGUGAGAAACGGAUUUUUAGGUCGUGGAAAUCAGAGACAAAUCCGGCCGUCGGAAAUUACAGUUUGGGUGUGGAUCCUCUUGGAGCCGUACAGAUUGUCAUUUGGAAUGGGGAAGAUCGAUGGUGGAGAAGCGGGCACUGGGAUAAGCAGAUUUUUUCAGGGGUUCCGACCAUGCGCUCAACGUCGUUGUAUGGCUUCAAGGUUAACGCUGAGCGUCGAGACGAAAUAACCUUGACUUUUCAUCCAUUGAAUAACUCCGAUGAGAUGAAAUUUCAAAUACAGUGGGAUGGUAAAGAAGCAGAGCAACGAUGGAAUGAAGCGAAUCGCGUAUGGGACACCAUUCGUUUACUGCCUUCCAACGACUGCGAUUUGUAUAAUUUUUGCGGGGAUUUUGGGAUUUGUUCUGAAACAAGUAGACCCAAGUGUAGUUGCCCUCAUGGGUUUAUACCCAAAAACAACGAGCAAUGGAAGAGUGGGAUUUGGUCAGAUGGGUGUCAGAGGAAGACCCCAUUGCUACAGCAGAGGAUGAAUAGUAGUUCGAAUGGCACUGUUGAAGAUGGUAAAGAAGAUGGGUUUGUGGCUGUACAGUUCGUGAAAUUGCCUGAUUUCAUAACUGCAGUGUUUGUGGACUCUUGUAGAGAUGAUUGUGCGAACAGUUCUUCGUGUGUUGCAUAUUCGGAUGCUCAUGGAAUUGGGUGUCUUACUUGGGAUGGUCCCUUAAUUGAUAUUCAGAAAUUCGAUGGUGUUGGGAAUACUUUGAACAUUCGUCUCGCUCAUUCUGAUUUGAUACCUGUAGAUAGCGAGAGCAAAUUGUCGACCGCUGCGAUAGUAUUGAUAUGUUUAGGAGGAGCAGUUGUUAUAGCCAUGUUAGCAUUGCUGAUAUGGAAAUUCAGAGACAAAAUGAAAGGUUCGGCAGCUGCUGCUUUGAGUAAAACACAGAACAACAAUGAAAUGUUUGACCUGAGCAAGAGCAAAGAAUUUUCAGCAGAGCUUUCAGGGCCAUACGAAUUAGGCAGAGAAGGCGAACAAUUGAGUGGACCAGAUUUGCCAAUGUUCAAUUUCAACUGUAUAGCAACGGCUACUGGUAACUUCUCUGAGGAAAACAAGCUUGGCCAGGGAGGUUUCGGCCCAGUCUACAAGGGAAAGCUUCCAUGUGGCCUAGAAGUUGCUGUGAAGAGGCUCUCAGUCCGGUCUGGCCAAGGUCUAGAAGAGUUUAAGAAUGAGAUUAUACUGAUAGGAAAGUUGCAGCACCGCAACCUGGUCAGGCUGUUGGGCUACUGCAUUCAAGGAGAGGACAAGAUGCUGCUCUAUGAAUAUAUGCCAAACAAAAGCUUGGAUUGGUUUCUUUUCGAUCCAGUUAAGCAGGUACUACUGGAUUGGGAAAAACGGUUGUCAAUCAUGGAGGGAAUUGCACGAGGACUGCUAUAUCUUCAUCGAGACUCGAGACUCUUAAUCAUUCAUAGAGAUUUGAAAGCCAGCAACAUUUUGCUAGACGAAGACAUGAAUCCAAAGAUAUCGGACUUUGGUAUGGCUAGAAUAUUUGGCGGAAAUCAAAACGAGGCAACAAAUACAAUUCGAGUUGUUGGCACAUACGGUUACAUGGCUCCUGAGUAUGCAAUGGAAGGUUUAUUUUCGGUGAAAUCAGACGUCUAUAGUUUUGGUGUAUUAUUAUUAGAGUUAAUAUGCGGUCGGAGGAACACUAGCUUUCGGUCAACUGAGUACUUAACCCUUAUCAGCUAUGCAUGGAAUCUUUGGAAUGGAGGAAGAGCGAUCGAACUUCUCGAUCCGUCCAUUCGGGAUUCGUCCCGAGAGGAGGAAGUAUUGAAAUGCAUACAUGUAGCAAUGUUGUGUGUACAAGACUCCCCAGCAUAUAGACCAACAAUGCAGUCCUUGGUGCUAAUGCUGGAGAGUGAGUCUGCAUCUCUUCCACAACCAAGACAACCUACCUAUACUUCCACAAGAGCCUCAAUCGACAUCGACUUAUUUACCGAUGGCCAUGACGUUGUAUCAUCGAACAACGUAACAGUGACAAUGGUGGAGGGUAGAUAGGAUUUUCUUUUGGUUUUGGUUUUGGUUUGCUCUCUUAAUGUUAAUACGUGAUUUUACUGGUUUUUCAGACCAAAGGUCGUUAGUUCGUGAUGAAUGGUUGUUAUUUUUAUGAAACUAUUCAAAUUUUAUAACGCCCCA
Molecule: messenger RNA, 3161 nt
Organism: Cucurbita maxima (winter squash)
Lineage: Eukaryota; Viridiplantae; Streptophyta; Magnoliopsida; Cucurbitales; Cucurbitaceae
Product: G-type lectin S-receptor-like serine/threonine-protein kinase B120
Exons: 8
Coding region: 450-3023 (857 amino acids)
Biological process (GO): recognition of pollen; protein phosphorylation
Molecular function (GO): ATP binding; protein serine/threonine kinase activity
Source: RefSeq, a predicted model, not a curated record